AUGCUAAUAUAUGAACCGAUAGGAAUAACAGCGACCUUAGCAGUUUGUACUACGAUUUUACAGUUUCUCUCUGGGAUUAUAGUGUGCAAGCAAUAUGUGGAUAAUAAAACAACUGCAGAAUCGUCCCCACUCCCAUUCUUUUGUGGGUUUGCUUCAAGCGGCGUAUGGCUUUUGUAUGGAAUGGCAAAACAAGAUAAUAAAAUAGUUUUUGUUAAUGCAGUUGGAGUAAUUUUAAUGGCUUCAUAUGUUAUUGUAUUUUACCUGUAUACAUUUAAGAAGUCUUCUGUACUAAGGCUGAUUUUAUUAACACUCGUCUUCUAUGGUUUUAUUAUGGGAUAUAUGUCUGUAGAACUGGACAACGAAGUACUUGUAAAUAGAUUUGGUCUGUUAGCAUGUUUUCUUACGCUGUUGACAAUUGCUGCACCAAUGAGUAAAUUGAUUUAUGUAAUUAAAACAAAAAGUACAGAUUGCCUUCCAUUUCCUAUGAUAUUUAUGUCAUUUAUUGUAUCGAGCCUUUGGUAUAUCUAUGGCAUGAUGGCUGGAGAUUCAUAUAUAAUGGUACCAAAUUUAGUAGGUGGAGGCUUGUCUUUCCUACAACUUUCACUAUUUGUUAUAUAUCCUAGUGUCCCACAGCAACAAUUAAUACCUAAAUCUGUUUUAGCA
This is a messenger RNA of Brenthis ino (lesser marbled fritillary), 663 nucleotides long. The record is from the annotation of a GenBank genome assembly. NCBI's taxonomy places the organism in Eukaryota, Metazoa, Arthropoda, Insecta, Lepidoptera, Nymphalidae.